Gavialis gangeticus (Gharial) is the source of this 7169-nucleotide messenger RNA. It is a transcript of the gene CDK13, whose product is annotated as cyclin dependent kinase 13. Gene Ontology annotation, cellular component: cyclin/CDK positive transcription elongation factor complex; nucleus. Gene Ontology annotation, biological process: protein phosphorylation; positive regulation of transcription elongation by RNA polymerase II; transcription elongation by RNA polymerase II. Lineage: Eukaryota; Metazoa; Chordata; Crocodylia; Gavialidae. The transcript is spliced from 17 exons. Gene Ontology annotation, molecular function: RNA polymerase II CTD heptapeptide repeat kinase activity; cyclin binding; ATP binding. Bases 1 to 4209 code for a protein of 1402 amino acids. The record is from RefSeq and is a predicted model, not a curated record.
AUGGCCUCCCAUUCUGUGCUGAAGGUGAUGAGACACAAUUCUGUUGAUGCUGUUGUGCAGCACAGGGAAAUAGAGAUGGUAAAAACUAGGAAAGACCUCAACUGCAACCUCUGCAAUGAAAACAAGCCCAACAGCAUGACAAUGUCAGUAAAUUAUAAUGAUCAGACUCUAGAAGUGGACCCACAAUUACCAUCCAAGACCCUUAGCCUGCAAGUUUCCCUGCUUACAGAUGUGCCCCUGAAAUUCCUUGGGGCGGAGCGCGGCAGCCGGGCGCGGCGGGAGCACCGUGGUAGCAGCGGCCGGUCCCGCGAGCGGCACCGCGAGCAUCGCCGUGAGCGCGGGGACAAGGAGAAGACGGCAGUGGCCGAGCCUGCCUCGGCCUCCUCCUCUUCCUCAGCCGCUGCUGCCAAGCCUCGCGGCCGUCACAACCACACCAGCGGCCCCGAGGGGCGCCGCAAGGGCCGCUCCCCGUCACCCGGCAGGAAGGAGCGGGAGGCCAAGGCACACCGCAGCCGGCCCAAAGCCGCCAAGGAGCCGCCGUCGGCCUACCGGGACCCGCCCAAGGCCUACCGGGACGAUAAGGCUGAGCCCAAGGCCUACCGGCGCCAGCGCUCCUCGCCCAGCCCCGGCCGUGACGACAGCCCCCCGCACCGCACCUCGCUGGGCACGCGUGGCCGCAAGUCGCUCAGCCCCCUGGGUGGCCGCUCGCCCCCCAGCCCCUACAGCCGCCGCCGCUCACCCAGCUACAGCCGCCACAGCUCUUACGAGCGAGGGGAUAUAUCGCCCAGCCCCUACAGCAGCUGGCGUCGUUCCCGCAGCCCCUACAGCCCUGCCAUCAGGAGAUCAGCAAAAUCUCGCAGCAGAAGCCCUUACUCAUCAAGGCACUCAAGGUCUCGGAGCAGGCACAGAUUAUCUAGAUCCAGAAGUCGUCACUCAAGCAUUUCUCCUAGUACACUGACUCUGAAAAGUAGCCUGGCUGCUGAAUUGAACAAGAACAAAAAAGCUAGAGCUGCAGAGGCGGCCAAAGCCAGUGCAAAAGCAUCAAACACCUCUACGCCUACUAAGGGGAAUGCUGACACUGGUGCAAAUGCGCCUCAAACAAACAAUGUGAAGGAUCUGAAGAAAAUAAAAACUGAGCAUACACCUUCUCCUACUAUUGGUGCAACUUUGAAAAAUGACAAGGCAAAAGCAAAGGUAACUCUUCAGGAGACAAAGGCAGAAAAUAACUUGAUUGUGGAUAAAGUCACCAAGCAGAAAACUACGGCAGUGAAAGAGACUAAACCAACUGCUGUAAAACAGCAACCAGUCACUGUAAAAGAGAAAAGCAAACCGUCUACACCAAGUGUAGUAGCCAAGGAAAAGGACAGAAAUGUUGCACUACCAACCUCCACAUUGCCACCCUUGCCUUUGCCUCCAAUGCUGCCUGAAGACAAAGAUACUGACAGUUCACGAGAGACUAUUACAGUCAAGUCAGUUAAAAAAGAAGUGGAGAAGAAACUCCGAUAUCUGCUUGCAGACUUGCCACUACCACCUGAGUUGCCUGGAGGAGAUGACCUAUCCAAAAGUCCCGAGGAAAAGAAACCAGCAGUUCAGACACACAGCAAAAGGAGGCCUAAAAUAUGUGGCCCACGUCAUGGUGAAACAAAGGAAAAAGAGAUUGACUGGGGAAAACGCUGUGUGGAUAAAUUUGACAUUAUUGGGAUUAUUGGAGAAGGCACAUAUGGGCAAGUUUACAAGGCCAGGGAUAAGGAUACAGGAGAAAUGGUGGCACUAAAGAAAGUACGGCUCGAUAAUGAAAAAGAAGGGUUUCCAAUUACAGCUAUUCGGGAGAUUAAGAUUCUUCGACAGCUGAACCACCAAAGUAUCAUCAACAUGAAGGAAAUAGUGACAGAUAAGGAGGAUGCUUUGGACUUCAAGAAGGACAAAGGUGCAUUUUACUUGGUGUUUGAAUAUAUGGACCAUGACUUAAUGGGACUACUGGAAUCUGGCCUGGUUCAUUUUAAUGAAAAUCACAUAAAAUCAUUUAUGAGGCAGUUGAUGGAGGGUUUGGCCUACUGCCAUAAGAAGAACUUUUUGCACAGAGAUAUUAAAUGUUCUAAUAUUCUUCUAAAUAAUAGAGGGCAGAUUAAACUUGCAGACUUCGGGCUUGCUCGGCUGUACAAUUCGGAAGAGAGUCGACCAUAUACCAACAAGGUUAUUACAUUAUGGUACCGGCCUCCUGAACUACUGCUUGGAGAGGAAAGAUAUACACCAGCUAUUGAUGUAUGGAGCUGUGGAUGCAUCCUAGGUGAGCUUUUUACUAAAAAGCCAAUAUUUCAAGCAAAUCAGGAACUUGCACAGCUGGAACUAAUAAGCCGAAUUUGUGGGAGCCCUUGUCCUGCGGUCUGGCCUGAUGUAAUAAAGUUAGCCUAUUUCAAUACAAUGAAACCAAAGAAGCAGUAUCGUCGAAAAUUGAGAGAAGAGUUUGCUUUUAUUCCAGCAGCUGCAUUAGAUCUUUUUGAUUAUAUGCUUGCUCUGGACCCCAGCAAGCGCUGCACAGCUGAACAGGCUCUUCAGUGCGAGUUUCUGCGAGAUGUGGAACCUUCUAAAAUGCCUCCACCAGACCUUCCUUUAUGGCAGGAUUGCCAUGAGCUGUGGAGUAAGAAACGAAGAAGGCAGAAGCAGAUGGGAAUGAGUGACGAUGCAACAGCAGCUAAAAUGCCUAGGAAGGAUAUGUCUUUAGGCAUGGAUGAGAGCAGAACCAACACCCCACAAGGCAUGCAAACUUCUUCCCAACUCAAAACUCAGGGCAACUCUAGUGUAGCACUUGUGAAAACAAGCACUGGACAGCAGUUAAACCAGAACGAAGUGGCAAUCCUACUAAAUUUGCUACAGUCUAAAACAAGUGUUAAUUUGGCACAAUUUGCCCAAGCGUUGAAUAUUAAAGUAAACCCAGAGACUCAACAGCAACUAAAUAAAUUAAACCUUCCUGCUGGAAUUCUAGCAGCAGGUGAAAAACAGUCUGAUCAGCUGCCACCACCACCACCAGACCAGGAGUCUUUAAAACAGUCAGCAGUCACUCAGCCUCCUGUACCACCUGCUCAGCUGAAUCAGCCUAAAGUUGAGACUGAUGCUACCCAGGCGGCUGUGCAGAGUGCAUUUGCUGUUCUGUUGUCUCAGUUAAUAAAGGCUCAGCAAACAAAACAGAAAGAUCUUAUACUGGAAGACAAAGAGAAUGGAUCAGGAAAUGAAAUGUCAUUGCAACUCAGGCAGCCUCCAGAGCCCAGCACUCCUGUCUCUGGUAACCGGGAUGAGAUGGACUCUCCAGUUCCUGCUUACCCACAUCUGAUCAAAUCACUGUAUUCCUCUGCAGGUCAAGAUGAUGUGGUUAGACAGCCUGAGAUGAGGCUUCUAAACCGCACGCCAGAACAAGAGCGCCCUCGCAUCUUGCCCCCAGACCAACGUCCUCCUGAGCCACCAGAACCACCACCUCUCACUGAUGAAGACCUUGACUAUCGGACAGAGAACCAGCUUUUGCCUAUUGGUAAUUCUUCAGGAACAGAUCCUCAUGCAGGAGUGAAAGCAGCUCUCCUACAACUGCUGGCUCAGCACCAGGCUCAGACAACAGAGGAGGAGCCUGUAAAAACUAGUGUGGAUUAUCAGGCAAGAGACUCCUACGUACCAGGUCCAGACUACAAGGAUAACUUUGGCUCAUCUUCCUUCUCUUCUGUCCAUUACAGUAGUAAUGAUGGAAUAGGAAGUGGAUCGUCUGGGGCACUGGAAAGGAGGAGCUACAUUGGAAACUCAGAUAUUCAGUCUUUGGAUAACUACAGUACUGCUUCAUCUCACUCUGGGGCUGCACCUCCAUCUUCUGCCUUUUCAGAACCGUUUUCCAGCUCAGUAACUGGUUAUGGAGACAUUUACCUCAACACUGGUCCCAUGCUAUUUAGUGCUGAUAAGGACCAUCGAUUUGAAUAUAGCCAUGGCCCUAUCCCAGUUCUGGGAAACAGUGGUGACACUUCCACAGGGUCAGAGAGUACUCAUUCUUUACCCACAAAGAUGCACAACUAUAGCUAUGGAAGUAAUCUACAGGAAAACCCUAGUGGCAUUAGUCACCUGCAUGGACAAACUUGGACUUCUCCUGCCCAAGGACCUGGGUAUUCCCAGGGAUACAGGGGACACAUUAGCACAUCAACGGUCAGAGGACGAGGCAGAGGAUUACCAUAUUGAGUAUCUGUUUUUCCUCAGGCACAUCAUUUUUAUCUGGAAAGACUUUUUUUUUCUAGCUGCCGUUUAAAGCAGCAGUCCAACAGACUUGAAUAAUGUUAAUUCAACAGCUUUAUUUUUAUGUGGAAAAGGGUCUUGCAUACAGUAGGAAAAUUUAAAAAAAUGCUUAAAACUCAUGCUGUCUGAAUACUAGAUAAAUUGAUUGUACAUGGUCACAGAUUCUAGUUCUGAAUUUUAUUUUGUAUUUUGGCAGUUUUAAGUGGAUGCUAAAUUUAGGGACAUCAGCUUUUUAUGGCACUCUUUCAGAACUUCUGAACUAUGCACAUUUGUGCUUUUUUUGUAAGUUUGGACCAACUUUUAUGUAAAAAAAAAUUUUACAACAAUCAAAGCAGGGCACUGAUUUAUUUGGUAUUUUUCUUUUUACAGAACUACCUUUAGUCAAAGGUCACUGUCAGUCUUUGCACUGCUUUCAGUGUUAUUGUGGAAGGUGUACUUUGUGCUCAUUUCAGAUAAUAAAACACAACCUUUCUCUUGAUGCAACCAUUUUAUAAAUAUUGGUCAAUGUUAUUUUUCUUUCCUUUCAAAAAGUGGAUGUCCUAGUAAAAUAAUCCUCCCCAUCUCCCACACGUUUAUACGAAAACUAUUUUACUUGAAUGGUAAGUGCCUUAACAUGUAAGCUUAAGGUCUGCAAAAAUUCCCUGUACGUUUACCCGUUUACUUAAAAGUACUUUGUGGUUUGAAACAAAGAAUAGUGCUAAAUAAAAAUAGUUACACUGCAUAAAAAUAUCGAUGGUUAUAGGAGACUUCAGUAGACCAUAAUUUUAAAUAUCAUUUGUCAUUUACGUCAGAUGAACCAACCACUUAGUAGCUACCUGGUUUUCUCUUGUUGAAAUAAGUCCCCAUGUUGAUUUUAUUAAGUCCCCACAUUGACCACUAAUGUGAGGGGAAAAAUGAUUUCCGUCACCUCACUCUUUCCCAAGAGGCAUAUUAAAUAUUCCAGUUGUCCUGCCAUUUCGGCUCUGUAUUAUAUUGGCCUGUUGGGUGUUAGAUUUUUUUUUUUUAAGACAGAAAUAUUAAUUUUUCUUUUUAAAUGUCAACAGCAGCAAUUAAUUAAUUCUGUGUGAAAAGCUGACACUGUCUUCUCUUACCACAUAUUUAGAAGCAUUACAGAAAGUAACCAAAUGUAAAUGACCAGUAUUUAAUACAGCAGCAAAUUUUUUAUAUUGGGUCAUGUUCUCUGUAAAUUGUGAUGGUGCCAACUAACCCCUUUUUAUAUUCGGCUGUUCCUUUGAUCAUUUUAAUACUUGAGUUGGAUCUCUUUGAACAGCGGAUAGUGACUGUAGCUGAAAUUGCUACCAGAAACCACUGCUCCAGUUCUCAUAUUAGAGAUUCCAGCAUGUUUUUUCUCUGAGAACAGCGCUCUCUCUUCUGCAGAGAGAAAGGUACGACUAUUUUGCAUGUACUUAUGAAUGUUUAAAAGCCCAUAUUGGAAACAAUUUUCCAACUGAUUAUCCAGUUGAUAAGUCAGUACAUUAUGUAACUGCGUGUUUAAUUAUUACUUUUUAAAAAGUAAAAUUUCUACUUAGGCUAUUGCAAAUGUAGUCUUGUCAGUGACUUUUUGGAUUUUCAAAAAUAGAAGCCAAAGUUGUCUUAUUUAAUACUCUGAUUCUAAUUUAUGCCUAAUUACUGCAUUGUAGUGUGCGGGGGGGAAAAAGCUUACCUAACUAGGUAGCAAUUGAGCAUCUGCAUAGGAAAAAUGGUGAGUCCGGUUGCUUAAGAUAUCCCUGUAAAUCUGCCAGUUAUCUAAGUUGCCCUCACUGGAGAAUUCUGCUGCCUAAGCUGAAAAGAAAUAUUUGUGACCUGAGUAGCCUGUGUUCAAAAAUUAAACACUUUAUAUAAUGACACUCUGUUUGGACAGUUUUUCUUGUACGCACAUCUUAGUUUUGUCAUUUCCCCUGUAAAAUCAAGAGAAAAUAGUUUUAUUAGUGUCUUAAGACAGGACAGUGUCAGCUACAACUUACUCGUUAAACAAAAAAAUCCCACCAUUCUCAGAUAGAAACAAAAUCCAUGAUUUUUAAUAAAGUCAGGCAAAACACUUUCAAAUCCCUUGGACAACUGUCAGGGAUGGAAAUGCAUGAUUAAAUGCCAAGCUGCUACACUUCCAAAAAGUAAAUGCUGGUGAUACUUCAUUUAAAAAAAACAGGUAAGUCAGAAUAAAAAAUAGAUUACAAGAACAAAUGCUCUAACAACAAAAUCUAAAGAAGUGAUCAUAGAUCCUCUUUGCCACUUCCUACUUGGAGGGAAAUUUAAGCCAGCAACAUGUUCCUUUCACUUAUCUCCUUUGUGUACAUACAUAGUGGUGCCGCAGUGUAAGGACUGAAAUAUUGUGACAAUUGCAUUGAAACUUUGGCAUGUUUAAUGAAUGUUAAUAUGAAAUCACUUGACUAAUUUUAGUCUUGAAAAUAUUUAACAGAUCACUAACUUAUUAAAAAAAAAAAAGUCAGUCUUAACUGAAUAUGUAUAAAUACAAAAGAUUAAAAAGCUGACUUCCAAAUGGAUCAGAAACAGGCCUGUUGAGAACUGUGAGUUCCUUCACACGUUGUUGCUGGAGGGUGCAUCGUACGGUUUUCUACUGAUUUAGUUUACAGAAUAUUGGCCUAACGUUGGAAAGCAUGCAGCCUACAGCACAGGUUAUCUGGAGGCGGGGCUGAAUUAUGCUCAUACAUCAAAUCAAGAUGAGAGAUCCCCCUCUUCCAUCCUAUAUAUGGCACUUAGCCAGCGUGCAAACACCCUAAGUGUAUCGUGAGGAGCUGAGAGGAGUUCUGUGGUGCAAAGUGUAAUCAGCCCUAUACUACUCUCAUUCCAAGUAAACUUAAUGCAUGGAAGGAAGUGUCUCCUUAGUGCACACUGAUUUCAGGCAGAGAAAUAGCUUGUUGGGCAGUUCUCAGGCUGCGGAAAAAAGA